This is a messenger RNA of Botrytis fragariae, 1008 nucleotides long. Its product is annotated as putative 3-ketodihydrosphingosine reductase tsc10 protein. The record is from RefSeq and is a predicted model, not a curated record. Gene Ontology annotation, cellular component: endoplasmic reticulum membrane. NCBI's taxonomy places the organism in Eukaryota, Fungi, Ascomycota, Leotiomycetes, Helotiales, Sclerotiniaceae. Gene Ontology annotation, biological process: sphingolipid biosynthetic process. The transcript has 4 exons. Bases 1 to 1008 code for a protein of 335 amino acids. Gene Ontology annotation, molecular function: 3-dehydrosphinganine reductase activity.
AUGUCGAUGCUUAGUUACUGGACCAUUGCAGCAUUGGUACUGGGCCUCGCGGCCUUUGCACCGGGCAUUAUGGGUAUAUUUGGGCUGGGAGGAAAUAAGUUCUUGGUGAAAGGGAAGACAGUUCUCUUGACCGGCGCCUCGGAAGGAAUGGGAAAGAGUGUUGCGAUUCAAUUGGCAAAAAAGGGGGCAAGUGUGAUAAUUGUUGCGAGAAACGUUGAAAAAUUGGAGAAGGCUAUGGUGGAAAUUAAGGCCGCAGCUCUCUCCCCGCCAACGCAAUCUUUCCAUUAUAUUUCCGCCGACGUCUCUAUUCCCACUGAAGCCGCACGCAUUCUCGAAGAAGCCACUAAAUUCAAUUCUUCUAGCCCUCCUGACAUUGUUUGGCACUUCUACCCCCGGCUUCUUCCUCGAUACGACUCCCCAGAAACUUCGCACACAAAUGGACAUAAACUAUUGGUCUUGUGCAGACAUGGCUCAUUGCGUUUUGAAAUCCUGGCUCUCCACCCCAACGCCGAAAAGAAAGACCGACAUUUGAUCUUCACCAGUAGCGUUUUGGCUUUCUAUUCCGUCGUGGGUUAUACACCAUAUUCACCGACCAAGGCUGCGAUCAAAAGUUUGAGCGAUACUUUAUAUCAAGAAGUUCUACUGUAUCCUAAUCCUCCACAAAUUCACACAAUUUUCCCAGGUACAAUAGCUAGCCCGGGAUUGGAGAUCGAGAAUCAAGGUAAACCGGAAAUCACACAUUUAUUGGAGGAAACGGAUCCGAUACAGACACCAGAUGAAGUCGCGAGAAAUGCGAUUAGGGGCUUGGAAAGAGGAGAAUAUCUGAUUACGGUGGGUUGGCUGGGAAGUAUGAUGAGAGCUUGCGCAUGGGGAGGUAGUAGGAGAGGGAAUUGGGUGUUGGAUACGUUGGUUACAUGGGGGACGAGUGUGGUUUGGGGGUUUGUCGGGAUGGAUUUGGAUGGUAAAGUUAGGAGGUGGGGGGAGGCGAAAGGGUUUAAAAGGAAUUGA